Molecule: messenger RNA, 2084 nt
Organism: Lobosporangium transversale
Lineage: Eukaryota; Fungi; Mortierellomycota; Mortierellomycetes; Mortierellales; Mortierellaceae
Exons: 8
Coding region: 42-2075 (677 amino acids)
Cellular component (GO): RAVE complex
Source: RefSeq, a predicted model, not a curated record
UUCAGUUCAUUACAUACACACAUACCUCCCAUUUUCACAUAAUGGCACCAUUGACAACACUUGAAGAAGAACUGGCGGAAGAAGAAAGAGUUCUCCGAACAGAGCAGGAAUGGUUCUUGACGACACAAGUUGAACCAAAUCUUCGAACUAUACAACUGGCACUUGUGGCUUGUCAAGAAGCAGCGCGACUACAGGAUGAUACCAAAGGAGCAUUGACGCUUGCUAUUUCCUCUGGAAACAAUGAUACACUCAAGGGAUAUGUGACACUCUCGGGCAGCUUUAUUGUCAAAGGAGAACUGACAAUCAAGUUGCCAAAGUUAGCAGUCGUCAAAACAGCUAUUCAUUCCUAUGUUCCCAUCAAUGCGACUGCGCCUUCAUCUGGAGCAACAGGAUUAUCUAUCCCAGCACUCUCCAAUGCCUCUUCAACGGCAGUCUCAUCAGCUGCAUCAUCUAUUAAAAUGGAUAUUGGUGCUACCACAGCCAAUACAGAAAAUACAAGUUCUGAAGCAACAACAGCAACAACAACAGCUUCUGAUCCUGCUACAUCCACAUUAACUGUUGCCUCUGCACCUAGAAGAGAAGAAGGGGAAGAAAAAGAAGAAGGGGAAGGAGAUGAGGAAGGAGAUGAAGGAUCAAUGACUGGUCCUCAAUCUGUUACUGUCCCUAUGCAAGGACCUAAUCUAAUACUACAGCAGACUCUCGGGUCUUUGCCUCAUUCGUCAGCAACAGUAACAGCAACGACAGGAGGGACAACAUCUGGCACUGGAACUGGGACUACAACCCCUACGUCGAGUGCACCACCAAGCGGAACAGCAGCGGUAGUGAUUACAGCGACAUCAGGGUCUCUUUUAGCUCCAGCAGUAGUUGUCCCGUUACCUCCAUCAAAUACAAAUCAACUGCUUCACUCACAUAGAACCCCCGGUCAUGUCACACAGCCGUAUUUGUUGGAGCAGAUUAAGGAUGUACAGAACCAUAUCAUGGAGGCAAUGCAUCGACUGGAAGACUAUUGGGCUAUGAUCAUAGCCAGCAAUAACAACAACGGCUUUGGUAGCAAUAGUCACCACCUUGAACGUCAGGAGCAAGCUAAUGCCACUUCUUCAUCAUCAUCAUCACCAUCAUCGUUAUCAUCGAAGACCCCAUUAACGCUAGAUAUUCAGGAAACAACACGGACUCUGAAAACGCUUUUGGGACUGGUGGAGAGACAUAUUCGCGCAGCAAUUGAUGCCAUGGCACGACCAAGAAAAGAAAAGUUGUAUCCUUUCCGAGUUUGUGAUCCCAAAAUAUUUAGUCCUGCGUUGAGCGAAGAUUUUGUCAUUGAGUUCUUCAUCCGGGAUUCCCAAGUGGUCUGUGCUGCUUAUGCUUUGCAGUUAACAGGUGGUAAUACUAGCGGAUCGUAUUCAGGAGGCAACACGCGUACCAAUUAUUUACAACAAACCCCCACAGGGGCACCGACGCAGUCUUCAUCUGGCUCGUCACCAUCUUUGGAAGGGCAUCAUCUUCGUCAUCAGCACCUACACGGACCAUCAAAUACUUCACAGCAACAGCAUCAACAGCAACAACAACAACAGAAGGGUGCUACGCAAGCGGGGCGUGAUGGAGGAGACCGUGGAAACCAGAAAGGACAGGCGACACUUCGUCCACCUUCUCCAGUGUCGCAUCAUCAUACCAUAUCCUCUCAACCUAACCAUCAUCAUCAGCAGCAGCAGCUCGCUUCAAAGGCUCUUCCGUGGUCGCCUUCCAGAUCGCCAUCUUCGUCACAGCAGCCUCGUUAUGCCGGUUCCGAAUACCAACCAAACUCCAGCGCUACGACAUCUCUAAUUCCCCCAACGAAUGAAUCAGUAGUUUUACCAGCAUCCAGUAAAGUCGGUCAGACGUCAAAAGGAGGCAUCAAUAAAUACCGUGGUAAGAUUGCAACAACAAUCGAGGACAAGGUUGUGCAGGUGGAGAGUCCGAUGUUGACAGAGAUCACCACACGAUUAAUACAGGCAGAAAACCUUUGUCGACGACUUGCACAGUUCCUAGCUCUGCAUGAAUCUGUUGCUACUCCGCCCAAUGCCAAGCUGGCAGGCGAAUAAAAGAAAAGG